UUGAUUUAAAACUUCUUUCCAAUAUUUUGUAUAUUUUAAGUAUAAGUUUACUUUGUGUAUGGAUUAUAUAGACGCAUUUAACCUAGACGUAGAUGAGGAAAGUAAAGAGGAUGAGACGCCAUUCGAACCUGUUUUCCAGCUCGAAGCUUGGAAAGAGUUGAUGCCACACGUUGGCUUCACCAACUGGAAGCAGUUUGCAAAGUGCCCGCUAAGUAAAAAAUUGGAACUUGCCCUUGAGAAAAACGUCGGUCGCCAUGCCCAUUUGAUAAUUAACGAUACAGUCUACAAGUGCAAUGUUCUCGUGCUUCGCGUCUUCUGUGAGUUAUUCGCAAAUUGCCUUAAAAUAAAUCAAGUGGUCCAGUUUCCCAAGGAUACGCUGACCAAUGAGUCCUUUGAAGUGGCCUACGCCUGGAUGACCGGCAUUGACGAGGCAUUAUGUCCCAACGAUGGCCAACAGUUGUUGGAUGUGCUGAAAGCCGCAGAGAUUCUCAGGUGUCCCCUGUUGUGCAAAAGCGUCUUCGAGGCCCUAAACGAUUAUAACAACUUCUUCGAGUUGACAGCCUUCGAUUGCUUUGUGGCUGCCAUAUCCAGGGGCUUUUUCCAAGUUGCCCACAUGAUGCUGCGACGGGUGGGCAAGUGCUUCCUGGUCGUGGUGGGCAGCUAUCAGUUUCAGGAGAUGCAUGCCAACUUCCUAUGCAAUCUUCUUGGCUCCAAUACCUUGGCUGUGCAGUCAGAGAUUGAGAUUUAUUACUCAGCUCUGCUCUGGCUAUCCACAGACUUUCGGAAGAAAAUGAAGCAUACUGCUCGUAUCUUAGAGAAGGUUAGGUUCCAUAUGAUGCCACCCGCAUUUCUGCUUCAUUGCGCCGACACUCUCGAAGACAUGGAGCCAGAACUCGCUGAUAUGGUUUGUGCCUAUCUCGAUAGGGCAAUCCAGACCCAACACGAAACACAUAUGGGGUUCUCUGGGUCAGAGAAAAAUACGAUGGACACCCGCGUGUGGAUACGGGAUCCUAAAUGUCCCUAUGAUUGGAUUGUCGAUAAGAACGGCGCCUGUAUUCUUACUGUGGACAGGUUCCUCACGUAUUUGGAUGCAAUCCAAGAGUCUAGAAAAACCUUUAUGUAUAGGAUGAGAAAGGUCGUGCCCAUUAUUGACGAAAAUACCAUCACUAGCAAAAGACAUAAAGAUUUAAUAUACCAGCCAUCGCGUAAUAUUUUCGAUUAUAUAUGCCCCGAAUAUAUACAAACGCCAAGAUCAGCAAAAAGUGUAAAUUAUGAGAUAUAUGAUAUAAGCAACGAUCCCGAGAGUGAGAGUAAGUUGACUUGGAGCUCUUCUGAAGAUAGUGAAAAAGAAGAUACAGAAAAGAAUUCAGAAACGAAUUUCAUCGAGGAAGAUUCCUCUGAUUUCUAUGAGGAUUCUUUAAGUGGUUCGUCCUCGGAAUCGUUUAUGAAUUCUUCUACGGAUUCUUCUUCGGAUUCUUCUACGAAUUCCGAUACGGACUCUGAAAUGGUCUCUGAUCAGAGUGAAGAGGCUGAGGACUCCACUACAAAGCUCGUAGAAGUUCCAGAAUCUUCAACAGAAUCCUGCACAGAAUCCACGGAAAAUGAUACUGGCGAAUCCAGCGAAGAUCCUCCUACGGAUACCACUGUAUAUGCAAAAAGCGAAAGUUCAAGUGGCAGCGUAACCGAAACAGAUUUUUUCUAACAAAAGUAUUUAUUAAAUAGUAAAUAAAGUAGUAAAUAACAA
Messenger RNA from Drosophila ficusphila, 1744 nucleotides. RefSeq lists its product as uncharacterized. NCBI's taxonomy places the organism in Eukaryota, Metazoa, Arthropoda, Insecta, Diptera, Drosophilidae. The record is from RefSeq and is a predicted model, not a curated record. Bases 59 to 1702 code for a protein of 547 amino acids. The transcript has 2 exons.